Molecule: messenger RNA, 3570 nt
Organism: Poecilia latipinna (sailfin molly)
Lineage: Eukaryota; Metazoa; Chordata; Actinopteri; Cyprinodontiformes; Poeciliidae
Exons: 5
Coding region: 1-2778 (925 amino acids)
Source: RefSeq, a predicted model, not a curated record
AUGGAGCUCAAGCGCAAAUUCAAGCUGGAAAACUUCUGCCUCACCUGCUCCACCCAAUCGCUGUGUCAUGCUCUCCGCCUCCAAUCCCAGCGCUGGUCCUGGACCCGGCGUGUUCAAUCAUCAAUCAACCAAGCUCCGCUUAUAAGGGUCCACACCCUCGCCAGCAGCCGCUCUCCAGCUGUGCGCAACUGGUACGCUUCUCAAUGUCUGACUUCGAGUCCGAUGUCCUUCUUGCUUCUCCGGCCGCCCCUCGCGGGGUCCCGGAUACCCUUCCCUCCUCUCCGGCCUUCGAUCUCCUCAAGUGGCUUCACUAGCGGCGCUCCUCACUCUCGACGACUCCUCUCCGUCUCCUUUGCCUCCGUCUGCUCCUCUUCCUCCUCCAGUCAGCGGGAAGAGAACCUGCAAGUCCUCCGCUCCUCCCGCAAAGCGUCGCAAGGGCCGCCCCUCCUCCUCUCAGUUAACCAGAUGUCUUCCCGGGCCCGCUUCUGCUUCAGCGUCGGAUCCUACCCCUCUUCGCCAGGAUCUCACUUCCGCUCCGGAGGCUCCCGGCCCUUCCUCAGACCUCGGCUCUCUCCUCCCUCCAGCCUCUGCAGCUCAGGAACACCUCCUCACGUCUUCACUCGUCACCUCUAUCGACACUCUUCAACGUUCCGUCUCCAUGCUCUCAACUCUCCUGCAGCAGGGCGUUUCCAGUGCCGUGGCCACGUCCUCGGUUCCCUUCUCUCUCGGACCUGCCAUUUCCCCGCCCGCUCCUCAACCACCUCCAUCAGCUUUCACUCUCGCCAGCGCUCGUCCUGCGCCCCCUUCUGCGUGUAUAGGGACGUCAUUUGUUCCGUUUAUCCCAACCGCCGAAUCGAACUGGACACUUAUCUGGCUUUGAUUGCCGAUCUUCAUCUUCAAUACGGCAGGUCCCUGUUUUAUCAGUAUCAUAAGGCUUUUGCUAACAAGCCGCUGGCGUUUUGUCUCGUCAUGGCCAUCAAAGCGCUUUUUGCCCUUCUCUGCCUUUCAAGUCUGGACUUCCCGCCGCAGCUCCUCCGCAGCCGCUCCUUAAGUCUAACCCGGUCGAUCGUUACGGCAGACAAGUGCGGGUUCUCAAUACUUCUGCAGAGACGCCCAUCCCAAGUCGGUCUGCCCCCGCUGCACCUUUCCCGGCAGGAGCCGUCGAGGCUCCAGGAUUUAGUUUCUCGCUUUCUCUCCACCCCCAUCCAUGUCCCCGUAUUAGCUUCCUUUUUGACUCAUUACCCCGAUCGUUCGUUUGUUGAUUUUCUUAUCACUGGCCUCACUCAGGGUUUUUUCAUAGGCUUACCCCAACUUCCUGCUUCUUCUCUGGUCAUCCCUAAUCUUCAAUCAGCGCUAAACGACCCAAACGCUGUGUCUCAGUUGCUGCAAAAAGAAGUAUCUAAGGGUUACGUCAUCGGCCCCUGCGCUUCUCCCCCCUUUUCCCACUUUCGUGUUAACCCUCUCGGAGUCGCAGUUCGCAAAUAUUCCGGAAAAAAACGGCUAAUUCUAGAUUUAUCUGCACCUCAUUCUGGUCCCCACCUCAGCAUUAAUAGCCUUAUUCCAAAGCCGCCCUUCUCGCUUCAUUACGCAACUAUAGAUCACGUUGUCGCGCUGAUAAAAACGGCCGGUCCGGGUGCGUGGCUUGCAAAAGCCGACAUCACCGACGCUUUCAAAAUCAUGCCAGUACACCCCUCCCAAUGGCAUCUGCUGGGCGCAAAAUGGGACGCUAAGUUCUAUUUUUUCGUGCGUUUAAGUUUCGGAUGCAGAAGCAGCCCCAGCCUCUUUAAUUCCUUAUCCGAAGCAUUAUGUUGGAUCCUUUUGAAUGUCGUUAGACUUCCCUUUGUUCUCCAUCUUCUCGACGACUUUCUCCUUAUCGAUCCACCCUCUCAUUCUUCACGCUCCCUCUCCGAACUGAAAGCUCUUUUCAAUCGUGUUGGCAUUCCCCUCUCCGAGGAGAAAACCGUCGGUCCGUCAAAAAGGCUGGAAUUCCUGGGUAUCACAUUAGAUUCCAAAGAAAUGGUAGCUUCACUGCCAGCCGAUAAGCUAUCUCGGAUUCGCGAGAUUUCUCAGGCUCAUCUGUCUUCCACGACCCUUUCCAAGCGUCAGCUUCUAUCUUUGCUCGGGCAUCUCAACUUUGCUAUGCGCAUAAUCCCCCAAGGGCGCUCGUUCAUUUCUCGGCUGCUCGAUUUAGCGAAUUCAGUUCCUUCCUUGUGCGAUCAGGUCGUUUUAGAUGCCGGUUGCCGCUCCGAUCUCGCGUUCUGGUCCUCACUGCUUAACUCCUGGAACGGUAUCUCUUUUUUUUAUGAUGAUGUCAUUCUCUCGGCAGAUUCUAUGCAGUUUUUCACGGACGCAGCCCCGUCCGCAGGUUUCGGGGGCUUUUUUCAGGGAAGCUGGUUCGCAGAGAAAUGGCCUCAUUCGAUUCCAAAGUCCGAGUCCUCUGCCUUUUAUGAAAUCAUUCCCAUCGCCGCAGCCUGCUGCCUCUGGGGAAGGCAGUGGAAACGUAAGCACAUUGUAGCUUUCUGCGAUAAUGCAGCAGUCGUCGAAGCUAUUAACAAAGGCCGCUCCUCUUCCAAAUCUAUCAUGCCUUUUUUACGGCGUAUUACUUGGCAAUCCGUGGUUAAUAACUUCAUCCUCUCUGCACGCCACGUCCCAGGUCAUUCUAACGCCAUUGCUGAUGCUCUGUCUCGCCUUCAGCUCCAGAUCUUCCGUCGUGUUUGCCCUUCAGCAGACCUCCUCCCGACUUCAGUUCCCUCUUUCGAAGAUCUCAUCCUGAAUUGAUCUCCCCCUCUCUUCAGCCUUUACUCCAGUCUGCAAAAUUUUACGUUAAGAACGGCCUCGCGCCAUCUACAUUCAAAUCCUAUACAUACGCCUGGCUCAAGUAUGCUAAAUUCUGUUCCCUCCACGAGACCCCACUCUAUCCUAUCCGAAUUAACACGAUCGUAGCCUUCAUUACCUACUGUUUUGAGCACCUUAAUCUCACGCCCACUUAUAUUCGCAGCCUUCUCGCUGGGGUUAAUUUUUUCUCCCAGCUUCAGCAGACUUCCUCCUCACAAAGCCUCUUUUCUAACCACGUGAUAAAGCUGCUCCUGAAGGGCAUUUCCAAAAGUCACCCGUCUCUACCAGAUAGCAGGAAACCGAUCACACUUCCUAUCCUCAUUAACUUGCUCAGUACUCUUAAUCGCAGUUUCUAUUCUCCUUAUCUUAAGAGCCUCCUUAAGAGCUCUUUCCUAUUAGCCUUCUAUGGUCUCCUUCGUUUGGGAGAAUUCACAUCCCCGAACAACACUUUUAUUUCUUCCAGAGACUUAGCCGUUUCUGACCUUAGUUUUCACCCAGACUUCUACAGCUUAUCCCUUAAGCAUUCUAAAACUAAAGGCGCCUGUACCAUCGUCGUGGCCCGCACGAAUGGUCAGCUCUGCCCCUUCCGGGCCAUGUUUAAGUUUGCGCUUUUGAGACAUCAACUGAGUGGCCUCCCUGACCCUCUUUUCUUAACCCCAGAAGGCUUGAUCAUGUCCGCUGCAUGGUUUCUCAAACAUCUGAGAUUUCUGCUAGCUGCAUGCCACCUCCCCCCUA